GUAAAAAAAAAAAAAAAAAAACUAGAGCAUCUUGUUCGUCGUCUUCAUCGUGCUGUGCAGUCGCUGGAAACGCGAUUCAAACGCGUAGAGAAGGUAAAGCCAGCAGUUGAAGAUGGCGACUUCUGGUAAUUCCAAUGACGAUCACUCUAGUUACCGCCAUGAUCCGCGACCUUUCUGAAGAAGAAGAAGAUCGCAUUAACAAACGAAAUCUACUUCUCUUCUCUUCUCUUACAGCUAAAAGGAUGAAACAACUCAUUUGAAUCAGUUUCCAGUUAUCACUACUAUCUAGGUUUCGUCUAACCGUGCUGGAGUGUAAGUAAAGGGGACAGAUCUGGAGUUAUAUGAUGGAAAACAACUUCUCAUUGAAAACAUACAUGUCUGUAAUGGCGGAGAGGGAUGCUGCGAUUCGAGAAAAAAACGUGGCAAUGGAGGAAAGAAGGCAGGCACUUGCAGAAAGAGACUUGGCAAUGACUCAAAGAGAUUCAGCUCUUGCAGAGAGGAAUACGGCCCUAGAGGAAAGAGAUAAGGCCCUUAAUGCUCUCGAUUUUUGCGAAAGCCCGAGAAACGAGUACAAUCUUAACCCGGAUUCACAAGAAGCUGGAGUCGGAGUUAGCCAAGAAUUAGAGUACAUGUAUAAUGAAGAUUUGGCUGAAGCCCACAAGACAAAGACUAGAAAGGGUGGUGGUGGUGGUAAGCAAAGGAAAGAAAAAGGGGCUGGGGCUGGGGCAGGGGCAGGGGCAGGAUUGAAGAAGAAAGGAAGGAAAAGAGGGUGUGAAGAAAUGACAAAUCAGGUAAAUACUACUGAAUCCACUGCAUCGGAUAUCUGGGAUAGCGUAGACUUUGGAGACGAGGAUGGGGAUGAACUAGAACAACAUUUUGCUGCUUGGAAUCAGAAUAGUAUGGGACUGAAGGAGGAAGAAGAAGGAAUCAGUUACGAUGAUCACGACGAGUCAGCAUUGCCUCCGGUGCCACCUAUCUGCUCGUGUAGCGGUGUAAGUCAGCCUUGCUACAAAUUAGGAAAUGGCGGUUGGCAAUCAGCCUGCUGUACUACUAACAACAACAUGCCAAUGUACCACCUUCAGCAUUUGCACCAAUCGAACAACAACAAGCGUUCUGGAGUAGUAGUUGGAAGGAAGAUAAGUGGAAGCGCGUUAUCAAAAUUGAUCACCAGACUUGUAGCAGAAGAACUACACGACCCCUCGAUGCCACUAGAUCUCAAGGACCAUUGGGACCAACACGAAACCAUUCCCUAGUAGUUUUCCACAACAAGAUUAUUGGCCCCCAUUUCUAUUCUGGUUGGUCUGGUAACAAAAUUUAAUUUAGAACCCCUACAAUUAUUAUUUAUGUUAUCUGGUUUCUGUAGUAGAUUUGCUUUGAGAAUUCAUGUCAUUUCAUUUUUACCCUACUAAAAUUAUUACUACUCUGUCGGUGGAU
Messenger RNA from Impatiens glandulifera, 1434 nucleotides. Its product is annotated as protein BASIC PENTACYSTEINE6-like. The record is from RefSeq and is a predicted model, not a curated record. NCBI's taxonomy places the organism in Eukaryota, Viridiplantae, Streptophyta, Magnoliopsida, Ericales, Balsaminaceae. The transcript has 3 exons. Bases 342 to 1253 code for a protein of 303 amino acids. Gene Ontology annotation, molecular function: DNA-binding transcription factor activity; sequence-specific DNA binding. Gene Ontology annotation, cellular component: nucleus. Gene Ontology annotation, biological process: response to ethylene.